AUGUCCAAUCUCCAAGCAUCCCGGGGUGGUGUUAAAGAACAGUCGGGCCUGCGCUAUCCGACCAAUGGCAAGACCAUAUACCACCGACCGUUAAAUCGGACCAAAGCGGCCGAGCUCAGCGGCGCAAGCUUCGCAUACCUCUUUUCCGAGAUGGUGAGCUACGCCUCGAAGAAGAUAGAAAGUAUCCAGGACCUUGAGAAGCGGCUCAACAUACAAGGCCACCCCAUCGGUCUGAAACUCCUUGACCUCCUCCUCUACCGCGAGCCGGUCCGGUCGCAGACACGGCCCCUCAAUAUCAUUACGCUACUGCACUUCAUCAAGAUCAACGUGUGGCAGCACCUCUUUGGACAGGCGGCCGAUGGCCUUGAGAAAUCGUCAGACCCGUUGAAACCCGACGAAUACAUGAUCAUCGAUAACGAGCCGCUCGUCAACCGCUAUAUCAGCGUUCCACGCGACAUGAGCCAGCUCAACUGUGCCGCCUACGUCGCCGGCAUCAUCGAGGGUGUCUGCGACGGCUCGGCCUUCCCCGCCCGUGUCACGGCUCAUAGCGUCGGAAAGCAGGAGGAGGGCGAGUUGUGGCCCGGCCGCACCGUGUUUCUAGUCAAGUUCGCGCCUGAGGUCAUGGAGCGCGAGAGCUUUCUAGGCAAGGGUUAA
Messenger RNA from Xylaria bambusicola, 654 nucleotides. Its product is annotated as putative SPP30 protein. Gene Ontology annotation, biological process: endoplasmic reticulum to Golgi vesicle-mediated transport. The record is from RefSeq and is a predicted model, not a curated record. The coding region runs from base 1 to 654 and encodes 217 amino acids. Lineage: Eukaryota; Fungi; Ascomycota; Sordariomycetes; Xylariales; Xylariaceae. The transcript has 2 exons. Gene Ontology annotation, cellular component: TRAPPI protein complex; TRAPPIII protein complex; TRAPPII protein complex.